Molecule: messenger RNA, 1359 nt
Organism: Scleropages formosus (Asian bonytongue)
Lineage: Eukaryota; Metazoa; Chordata; Actinopteri; Osteoglossiformes; Osteoglossidae
Product: RING finger protein 222
Exons: 1
Coding region: 363-1028 (221 amino acids)
Source: RefSeq, a predicted model, not a curated record
GUUUAAAACUGCAUGCAGGCAAAAAAUUUCCCAGGUGCUACCGCGUUGGAGAGGCGAAAAACCUAAGCUUUACAAAUAUGCUGUGCAUGCCGAUACUUCCUUUUCAAGGGAAAAUCCAGUUUGGCAACUUUUCCAACGACAUCAAGGAGACGGGAGGAGAAUGUGCAGCCCCGAUGGAGCCUCGGGCGCGCGGGUAGCGUUAUAAAGCAAUGCCGUGACGGGCAGUGUUUCAGAGCAAACUAAGCUAGAGCGGAGACGCACAUUCCCGAUCGGACACUGUCCUAAACGCCCGGGAUCUCCUGAAAAAUGACUCGUAGGACGACCGGGUGUUAAAUCAACUGGGACACGCGGCUACAGGUGGGAUGGACGCGCGCGCGGGCCACGCGACGGAGUGCGACCUGCGGGACCUCGAGUGCCCCGUGUGCUACGAGGUCUUCACGGGCUCCGAGAGGACGCUGAGCUGCGGACACAUCUUCUGCCACGACUGCCUGGUGAAGACGCUGGUGAUCGCGAGCCGGGACGGCCGCGUCGCGCGGGAGAGCAUCAUCUGCCCAGUGUGCCGCCACGUGACCUUCAUCAUCAAGGGGCUGCCGCUGGGGGUGACCACCGGCAAAGGCCCCGAGGUCGCGCAGACCCUCGAGGUCCCUGUGUGUCCCGCGGGUCAGGCGGCUCCGUCUGGGACCCACGUCACGACGGAGCGUAACUUCGUGCGCUCCGCGAGCUCAGCGUUGAGCCGAAUUUGCGGAGCUCUGCGGCACUUCUCGCGGGUGUCGAACGGAGUGACCUCGCCGCAGCCGGGCACUCAGAGCCAUGACUCUCAGAUCUUCAUCAUCAGCAACAUGGGCCGACCCAUGACUGAGGAUGAUGCGGCGAGCGCGGUGAUGACCACUGCGAGCGAGCCCACGGCGCGCCCACACAGCAGAAUUAACGCCGGGUGCACCACGGCGCGCUUUCUGCUCAUACUGCUGCUCUUCUUCACCGUGUUGGCCCUGAUCGCGGCCACACUGCCCUGGGUGCUGCUGAGUUAGGACACAUCACCUCAAAAUAUUAAUUUACCGUGAUCCUUUAAUUUAAUUGACUUAAUGUGAUUAAUUUGUUCUCCGGAGACUCCUUGUUAGCACACGCAACAUUGACUUUGUUAAUUUAUUAAUUUAAUAACUGAUCUGUUACCUGUAUUGUAAAAUAUCGUCUUGCAAUGGUUAUGUUGAUUGACGAGAAAUGUAAUCAGUUUAAAAUGCAUUUCAUUAUGACUGAUUAAUUGGUGUUUACAAGAAAAUAUAAAUUAAAGCACCAGUUUAGGGGUUUGUUUUGUAUUCAUAAUAUAGAAAAGUGACGUGAUUGAACUGCUCCCCCCCCCCC